Messenger RNA from Orbicella faveolata, 894 nucleotides. RefSeq lists its product as uncharacterized. The record is from RefSeq and is a predicted model, not a curated record. NCBI's taxonomy places the organism in Eukaryota, Metazoa, Cnidaria, Anthozoa, Scleractinia, Merulinidae.
AAAACCAAUCUUUAUGAUAGGAAGUCUUUGUUGUUGAACAAUCCGUGACUUGUUGCCUCACGUUUGUUGAGUGAACAAGACUAUCGAGUGCCUGUUACAGCAGGUCGUGGAUUUCACUGCUCACAUCAGCGAAGCCGGGGAAGAAUACGACGAGAAGAUCGAGGUAGACCCAAACAAGCGAACAGAAUAUAUUGUCAUUCACCGUCCCAGGCAGUCCCAAGAAAAUGGAGUACUUUUUAUUCGUCAUAUUCGUGUUGUUAAGUUCUACUUCUGGUAACCCUGUUUACAAAAGGCACGACGAAAGAAAGGAGUCCCACAUUUCCCCUCAAAAGGUUGUGGAUCUCACUGCUCACGUUGGGGAGGCCGGGCAAGAAUACAACGAGAACAUGGAGGUAGACCCAAACAAGCGAACAGAAUUGUUUGAAGUUGCCGCUCACCCUGGAGUGGAUCGCAGUGACGCCUUACAUGAUUUCAAGCCAGCAUCAAUUUCGUCGUCACAGGAUGUUGAAGAUUUACCGCCGAAAAGAGAAAAACGUCAGUACUGCCUUUGCGGUGUGCAUAGUUGGCGGUGCUGUAGAUCGUACGAAAAGAUUGAGCAGUCAGCGGGGGAUUAAAAAGCUGACAUCGGAGAGGAAUUGACAAAAGAAUAGCUUUAACGGGAGGAACAUCACUAUCGCUGGCACAAGAAAAUUGAUUAAGGCCAAUAGAACAGCAGAUAAAGUAAAAAUAAUAAUUCAAGCUUUGUUGCGUUGCUGUUAGGAUAUUUGCUAAAAAAUAGACGGUGGAAAUAAUUUGUCAGUGCCGCAACAUUUUCCUGAUCUUGUGCAUGCAGUGCUUUUGAUAGUUUGCUAAGAUUUCAAGCUGUGUAUAAAUAAACUUCAAUUAGAAAGCAAA